Messenger RNA from Rotaria sp. Silwood1, 693 nucleotides. NCBI's taxonomy places the organism in Eukaryota, Metazoa, Rotifera, Eurotatoria, Philodinida, Philodinidae. The record is from the annotation of a GenBank genome assembly.
AUGUGCAAUCAAAAUCAGAUAUUAAAAAAUCUUCCUUUAAAAAAACGUCGUGCUUAUAUGAUCGAUACAUCAACAACAAAUAUUGAACAAAAUGAAUAUUGUCCAACAAAAAUUAAACAAGCUUAUUUACAAAAUGAUCCACUUCAAAUAUAUAUACCAUAUUCACCUGUUGUUCCAACACCACCAUCAUCACCACAUUUAGAAUUAUUACGUCAACAAUAUGCUUAUUUAUUAGUUAAUCCAACCAAUAUUAAAAAUAAAAAUUAUUAUCAUUCAUCAACUUACGAUAAUAUAAUGACACAACAAUAUCUAGAUAAUUAUCGAACAUUAAUUGAACAACAACAACAACAGCGUGGUUAUACUAUAGUCGAAGAUCAACAAAAAAGAACAGAUAUAACAAUAGAUGAACAUUUUCGCAAAUCAUUAGAAAAUAAUUGUAAUAAAUUUAAUAUCCGUUGUUUAACUCCUGAUGAUUCAUCAUCAAGUAGUUCUCCAAUAGAACGAACAAUAGUUGAUUCAAUCGAAGAACAUUUUGCUCGUUCAUUAGCAAAAUUUGUACCAUCGAAUAAUAAUACAUCAUCAAAUGAAGAUCGAACAUCAUUGAUUAAUCAACAAAUAACUGAAUCAGUUGUUGAUGAUCAUUUUGAAAAAGCAUUAGGUUCAACAACAUGGAAAAGACUUAAAAAAUUAUGA